AUGUCCGACGAAAAUGGUCCUUCGAAGGUCGAUUUGCAGACUGCUAUGCGGAAAAUGAGAGCGCUUCCAGCAAAUAAGCUUUGCUUCGAUUGUGGUGCUCGGAAUCCUACUUGGUGUACGGUCACAUACGGUGUUUUUCUUUGCAUUGACUGUUCUGCAGUUCAUCGUAACCUUGGUGUUCAUCUAACAUUUGUCCGUUCAACAAACUUGGAUACUAACUGGACGUGGCUUCAGUUGCGUGCUAUGCAGCUUGGAGGAAAUGGCAAUGCCACCCAAUUCUUCAAAGCGCACGGCUGCAAUACAACUGAAGCCCAGCAAAAAUAUAAGAGCAGAGCUGCUCAAAUGUAUCGGGACAAGCUCUCAAAUUUGUGCCAAGAAGCUCAACGAAAGUUUGGAACUCAACUGAUCAUUGAUACUGUUUCGCAUACUGAGGAAAAACCAACCGACGAAGAAGAUUUCUUUUCUCAAGAUUUCGGUCAUUCUUCUGCUUCUGCGACAUCAUUAUCUUCUGAUGCAUACAUUGUUGAUCAUAAAAACGACGAUGCGAGCCAUGGUCCGAGCGUUGAUCAUCUGGAUCAUUCCGUGGCCGUUCCAACAGCCGCUCCGGUUUCCGUUAUUCUCAAAAAACCAAUAAAGAAGGCAACUCUCGGGGCGAAAAAGAAUACUCUCGGAGCUCAGAAAGUGCGAAUUAAUUUCGAUGAAAUUGAGCAAAGAGCUGCUGAAAAAGAAAAGCAACAGGAAGCUGAAAUUGCUGCAAACAAACUUGCUUAUCAAGUUGAGCUCGAUAAUAAGCAAAAGGCCGAUGAUGCUGCUGCUUUACAAAAACUUAGUGCCAAGUUCGCUAUGCAAGAUAUUGAUGCUCACCGAAAGCAAAUGGAGGCCAAGGUCGCAAAGGACCCAACAAAAGCUGCUUCUGUUGACCGACUUGGUAUGGGAGGAGUCGGUCGUGCUCGUGCAGCACAUUCAGUUGCUGGUGGUAUUCGUUCCAUCAAACAAGACGAUGUACUCACUUUCAAGAAAUCACAACCGAAAGAAGAUGAUGAUUGGGAAGUAAUUGAUGAUAAGUAUGGAAAGAAGAGCACUAACAAUGAAGAUGACUUCUUCACAAAAGAUUACACGACUGGAGGAAGCAGUAAGAAUAACAAGGAGGAUGAUUUCUUCGAUUCGUUUGAGACACAACCAGUCCAAAAAUCACGUUAUACCGCUUCUUCAUCUUCAUCGUCUACGUCUCGUGCUCCAACGACUCGUCUGACUGCUGGUUCCGCUCCAAUUUCGGAUGUUGACCUCCAAAAAAAAUUCGGAAAUGCUAAGGCUAUCUCUAGUGAUAUGUAUUUUGGAACACCUGAAAUGGAUUUCGAAACAAAGAGUGCGUUGUCUAAAUGCGAAGGACAAACUUCAUUCGGGUCGGAGGAUCUGUGGGGCAAUGGAAGUCAAAACAGGCAGAGUACUCAAGUUCCCGAUAUGUCUGACUUGAAAGACUCGUUCCGUGCUGGUGCUUCAAAAGUUGCUGAGAAAUGGUCCACACUUUCAACUUCAUUUGCUUCUUACAUGUCGCGUGCUCCACCAACUACUGGGGAGAAGACAUAA
Caenorhabditis remanei is the source of this 1587-nucleotide messenger RNA. RefSeq lists its product as uncharacterized. NCBI's taxonomy places the organism in Eukaryota, Metazoa, Nematoda, Chromadorea, Rhabditida, Rhabditidae. Gene Ontology annotation, molecular function: GTPase activator activity. The transcript is spliced from 10 exons. Bases 1 to 1587 code for a protein of 528 amino acids. Gene Ontology annotation, biological process: COPI coating of Golgi vesicle. The record is from RefSeq and is a predicted model, not a curated record.